This is a messenger RNA of Globicephala melas (long-finned pilot whale), 7158 nucleotides long. It is a transcript of the gene C8H11orf71, whose product is annotated as chromosome 8 C11orf71 homolog. The record is from RefSeq and is a predicted model, not a curated record. Lineage: Eukaryota; Metazoa; Chordata; Mammalia; Artiodactyla; Delphinidae.
CGCAUGCUCGGGAGGAGAGCCUUGGGUUGAAGUGGGUCUUUGAUCUGCAGACGCUCAGGUGAUGGCUUCCGAUGAAGUCGGUCUCAGUGUUGGAGACCGGCUGGACUGAUCAGUGGAGCCGCGAAGAGUCUGCCUUGACCGUGGGACGUAACACAGAUACUGCGGGCAGUGUUUGAAGAUGGCCCUGAACUAUGUGUCCCUGUCUGCCGGCGAUCGAAGAGGCCUGGUGGCCUACCGCUCUUCCCACGGCGACCUCAGCUCGUCGGCCUUAGCGUUGGCGAUGGUCUCUGGGGACAGCUUCCUCGUUACCAGUCCCGAGGAGAUUCUUCCAGAACCUAUUCUUCGGUCCACUGUGCGGCUGAGCUUCCGGACCGAGAGCCGUCGGGCGCCUGGUGGCGGAGGGAGCACGAUCCGCUUUACAGAGGGAAGGGAGCAGGAGGCGCGGAGCCGAAGCCGCCAAGCCAGAUUCUCACCUUACCCGGGCCGUGGGGUUAAACUCGACUUCCUAAGAAGUGUCCUGCAACAGCGUCUGGUGGCACUCGGAGGUGUUAGCGCAGCCCGUCUUUCAGCUUAAAAUGAAUACCUCUUCUCCGCCCCUCAGCUUGUGAACAAGGCUUCUCUAAAAUACACUUUUGGUGCAACCGAAGUCUUAUUUUUAGAGGACGUCUUUUCAGUUUAAUAUAAAAAUGCGUGGUAGUCCUGUUACUCUAGCCUAGCGCAAAGUAAAAUGUUUACAGUUACUUGAUUCAGAUGGUUUUAAACAGCCAUGAUGAUGAGAUCGGAAGGGAGGAGCAGCAGAGAUUUUUUUUGAGGUAGUCACAAAGGAUGGGAUCAUCCUUCCCAGAGCACGUGGCAUGUGGGAUCUUAGUGCCCCGGACUGGGAUCGAGCCCUCGCCCCCUACAGUGAGAGUACGGGAUCUUAACCACUGGGCCGCCAGGGAAGUCCCGAUGCUCCAUAAUUUUAAAUCUGAGCCGAUGGAUGUCUAAAUUCUCCUUGUUCUUAACAUCUGCACUGGUGUCCAAGUUACAGCAUCUGCCUAGAGUCACAAAGACUAUUGUGGAAGCAAGGACCAACAUAAACCUCUUUAAAUGAAACAACUAAGUUUUCCCAAGAGUAGUCCAUGUUAUUAAAAAUCCAUGUUAGUGUACAAAAUUACUUUUAAUUUAAUAUCACUGCUUAAGUAUAGCAUGUUGUCAUUCUAAAAUAGAUGAAUUUUCUAAGACAAAAAAUAGUCCCCCAAAUUAAUACUUCCAUAAGUUUUUAAAAAGCCAUGGUAACUUCCUUUUUGUUCUAAUUGGCCAUUUUUUUUAUAUCAUACUAAGCAACUGACUAGUAUGUGUCAAAGGGAAGUCCUAUUAGUAUAUUUACUUCCUCUAUUCAUCAGCUCUAAAACUCUUAAAAAGAAUGCCCAUUUGGGGUAUAGAAAAAAAGGAGGCCAAGGAGAUUUUCCCUUAAUAGCCAGAUUUGGUGCUAAGCCUAAUUGUAAGAGGGGUAACUCAGCAGGAAGAAAAGAAAGAAAAGGAGGAAAGUCCUAUGGGAGGGAAGAGUAGGUAGACUUAAUGGUGAGGCUCAACUGUAUUUCGAACAAAAUUGUGUCGUUUAUUCCUUUGAUGAACCUGUCUAGAUCCCACUUAGGUGCAGCUUUUGUCUUCCUAAUUUCCAUGAAAAGUACUCUCAUUUUCCUAGCCAACCAAAUGUGUAAGUUUGAGUAUCUACAACUUCAUACCACUAUUUCCUAUCUUUAUCGCCUGUGUCAAUUCGAUUGCAAAGUCCUGCUCAUUUUAUCUUCACCAAUGUAUUUAUGUUAUGUUUCCGUAUAUACUUUCAUCACCUGGACCGUAUUUACCUGGACAUCUAUCCCGUUUUGUUUGCUUCUGUCUCUCUGCAUCCUAAAUAUAUAUAGCUCCAGAUCAAUAAGCCCAAAGCAUCUCUCUCUGAUCGCAUAGUUAAACUAUAACUUUACAGUACCAUAAACUCUUCCAGUGUUUCCCAUAGUAUAUUCCAUAGAACCUCUACUAGAAAUACAAGAUACUCUUUGGAAAAAAGACGAGGUCGAUAAAAUUGACAAAUGCAUGUUUUAUCACCUUCUUAGGGUGCCAUAAUGUGUAAUAACAUGUUAAAGGGUCUGAUAAUUCCUUUAGAAAAGGAAACCUGUGUAACUUCAUUUUAACCAAUGAUUCACAAAUGUAUUUGUCCAUAAAUUAAAAAGUUUUGCAUACUGCCUAUCUUCCUGAGGAGCCUCAGUUCUACAGAAACAAUUAGAAAUGCUGCGUGCCUAAGAAGCUCCAUUGGCUCCCCACGUCAGGUAUUAGAAAUGGAUUUUUAUAUGGUGUGGCAGAAUUUAAUAAGUUUCCAGAAUGUUAUGAGUUAUGCAAGUGGGUUGGUUUCCUCACUCACGAUUUGACAAAGUUCAACCCCAUCUUUAUUCCACAUGGUUUCUGGUACCUGUCUAUGUCCUUGGCGAUUAGGUGGGAGGAUGGAGGCAAGCGUGCAGCUGCAGAUUCCCAGCCACUGAGGAUCAAGGCUGGCUUUGUUACUAAGGAAAGGCGUUAGGAACUUCCCCUGAUGAAUACGGGUAGGUGCAGUUAUUAAGUAUGCUAAUAGUGUAAUGUUAAAAAAAUAAUUGUUUACUUGGCUUUUAUUUCACUGGAAUAUCUGAAGGCAGCCCUACUUCAAAAUACACUUCUUCUGAAUCAGAGGGGAAAAAUAAUUGUCUUCAUCUUCCCAGAGACCUGAAAGUAACUGAAGCAGUGCAGCUUUAAAAACUGCACACUCUAUAAACAGACUUUUAAGACUUUCCAUAAUCUGACCAAGCUAUAUUGCCAGCCUUCUUUCAUGUUCUUAAUUCCCCCGGGUGACUGCUGCUCUUUUCUGCCUCUGUGUCUAUGCCUAUCCUAGACCUUUUAACUAAGUUGCUUGUCCUUCUCAUUUUCUGCCAGUUAAAUUUUUAUCCAUCCAGAUUGGUUAAAGUUUUUACUGUUGCAAAAAAUGGACUGUAUUGACUCACAGAACUGGUAAAGUGUGGUGACUUCUGAUAUUCUGUCUACCCAACAACUAGUUAUCCUUCAUCUGUAGGAGCACCUUGGUUUUUCCUUUCCUUGGAAACUUCUGCCUCAUCCUCUGUUCAUGUAUUUGGGGUGAGGCUUCACACCUAACUCCAGGGAUAGAGGUAUAAUCUAUUUCUUACCUCCCCUACUACAUUGUCUGAGGGCAGACAACUUGCCUAAAUUUAUCUUUGUAUUUAUUCGUACCUAUUAAGUGCCCAAAGAGUAGAUAUUUCAUAAAUGCCUGUUAAAUGAAUGAAUGAACUUCACAGAUAGGCUAUUUCUCCUUGGAAUCAAAAUCGCAAAAUGGAACAUUCCAGGAAGGCAAGUGCAGGAAUAAGAGUAAUUGUGAUAAGAUAAAAUAAGCUUUCUUCAAUUAAAAAAAAAAGCCAUGCCUUUGUAGCUUACCUGGUUUUAUCUUGUUAGACUGAGAACUACACUCUUUUCACUUUCUGUAUUUUAAUUGGAGGCCAAAUGUGAAUAUUAUUCUGACCUAUAACUAUACCAUUUAUUUAACCAUUCUCCAAGAGCUGAGUAUUUAGUAUUGUUCUAAUUUUUCACUAUAUUAAAUAAACACCUCAGUUUAUAAGUAAAAAAGUAAUAAGUUUUGUUUAAAAGUGUGCUUUGAUUUGAAAUCAACCUGCCUCUAGGAACAUAACCUAAUACAAGAUGUGGACAAAUAUUUAUGCACAUAAAUAUUUAAUGUAUUAAUUUUUUCCCUACCUAUAAUUUUUUUAAUUAAUUAAUUUUAAAAUUUAUUUAUUUUUGGCUGCGUUGGGUCUUUGUUGCUGCGUGUGGGCUUUCUCUAGUUGCUACGAACAGGGGACUACUCUUCGUUGCCAUGCGGGCUUCUCAUUGCAGUGGCUUCUAUUGUUGUGGAGCACAGGUUCUAGGCGCAUGGGCUCAGUAGUUGUGGCUCGCGGGCUCUCGAGCACAGGCUCAGUAGUUGUGGCACACGGGCUUAGUUGCUCCGUGGCAUGUGGGAUCUUCCUGGACCAGGGCUCGAACCCAUGUCCCCCUGCACUGGCAGGCAGAUUCUUAACCACUGCACCACCAGGGAAGCCCCCCUACCUAUAAUUUUUAAAAUAGGGAAACGAUGUGUCCAAAAUAGAUGACAGGUAAAGGAAAAAAAAGAAAAAAAAAAGAGUGCUUACUACAUGCCAGGUCGCUACUGAUUAUUUCCACAAGGAUUAUUUUAUUUAAUCCUCACAGUCAUUCUAUGACAGGGAUUGGCAAACUUUCUAUAAAAAGCCAGGUAGUAAAUAUUUUAGACUUUGUAAUCCAAGAGACAAAAUUGAGGCUAUUAUGUAGGUAUUUAUGUAACAAGAAAAAUUUCUGGAAAAUUUGUAUUGAUGAAUUUCAAAAUAUAAUAAUUGAUACAAUUUUUUGUAAUGCUAAUGUAACCGGGGAGGACCCUAUGGGGCCUUCCCAGGACAGACUCCUCCCCCAUAUCCUCUGCUUUAGAUCCUCUCUGAAGUACCUAGAUAAUAGUAACUGAUGCAUACUUCCUGAGUUGUUUUACAGAUGCUAAAACCACCAACAAAUGGAAGAAAUUAACUACUUGAUGAUCCUGAGCCCCAGACCUACUGGAACCUAAGGAUUGGUAACGUUAACCCCUGUGACACAGCCCUGUUACCACAUCAUAAACCAAUCAGAGCAUUGUGCACGAGCUGACCACAUACCCUGUGACCACCGCCCCCCUCACCUGGCCUUUAAAAAUGCUUUGCUGAAACCCUUUGGGGAGUUUGGGGUUUUGGAGCUCAAGCCACCAUCCUGCUUGUAUUAGCGCAUUUACGAUAAACGCUGCACUUUCCUUCACCACAAUCCAGCGUCAGUAGAUUGGCUUUACUGCGCACAGGCGAGUGGACCCAAGUUUGGUUCAGUAACACUAAUACUGUUAAGGAGAAGAUGGAAUUCUUUUUGCUUAACUGGAAUUCAAAGUUGGUAUUCCCUAUCAUCAAAAUCAAUAGCAAAUGCUCAUCUGAAAGUGCUGAUUUUUAAUGAAGUUUAUGUAUUUUAUCUUUGAAAAUAUCUUUGAAAUUUUCUUUUCAUGGGUACUGCCAAACACUGAUAUCGGUCCAUGAACAUAUGGUUUUAAUUGAGCAUAUUCAUUGCUUGGAAGGCAUUUAUACAAUUCUAUUAAAUUCUGAUCUUUGCCUUUAAGCAUGUCAUUACAUUGUAGAUUAAUUGCUUUCAAUUGAAGUUUAGGUGGAAGCUCCUCAACUGCACAGUUAAAUGGAUUUUGAAAUACGGGCAUUUUCUUUGCACUUAGAUCUAGGUCCCGAAAGACUGUUGAACAGUAGUCUGAACUCAGAAAAUAUAUCUACUGCAAAUUUGUUUGGAUAUGGAGAUCUUACUUCUUAACUUAUUAACAGCAUAGUAAAGUAUAUAAACCAGCUUGAGAUUGCAUGUGAUUCAAACAAGGUUAGUUGUUGAAAUGAGUCUACCACAGUAUAGGUAUGGUGUAGAAAUGCUGUUUGGCUUUACAGCUUUACGUUUAAUUCAUUGAGAAACAUUAUCAAGCCUGUAGCAAAAGCUAAUUUCCAAAGCCAUUUACAGUUCAAUAACAGUGGUCUAGGGCAGUUCUUCUAACCACUUAAAAAUGUACAAUCCAUUCUUAGCUGGAAGGUUCUAUAAAAAUUGGCAAAGGGCUGGGUUUGAUCUUUGAGCCUUAGUUUGCAGAGAAUUUUAGUAACUGCCCAAGGGCACAAAACUGUUUAGUGGUAGAGUGGAGAUUCAAGUUUGACCAGGCAGCCUGGCCUCAGAGCCCAUACUCUUGGUGACUAUGCUAUACUACUUGUGCUAAGGUAGCCAGCUAGCAGCUGGUGGCCAAAUCCAGAGGGAAGUUUUCUUUAGCUAGCAGUUUGGGCGUUUUUUCCCCUUUAAAAUAUGCAAUAAUACGUACAAGACAGUGUAAGUAAAAUGCAACCAAUACCCAUGUGAAUGAAAAACGUUGCCUAUCAUAUCAGUAAACGAAGGGUGUUACGGCCAUCAGGUCACUGCAGCCACACUGAACAGUGAGCCCUAAGGGAACUCAGCGUGGAGACAACCCAGCUGCCUACUGCCAAGUUUUUAGCCAUUGCAGCCCCCUAACGGUGCACCCAGAGGAGCCUCAGGAUGGGAAAGCACGGGAUACUGGCCCUAGAUAGCCAAGGUGCAUAUCAAAGGAAUGUUUUCAGUGAGCCCAGACUCUUACAUCUUCCCAUACAUAGAAAAGUGCUAAAUUCACUAACUUGAGAUAUCUGGUUUUCUUUAAUUAACAAUAAUCUUUUGAUGUUCUGACUACCUGGUCUUUAUUGCAAAACUCCUAUGUAUCCUUGCUCCUCCCUUACCUCUUCAGAGCAGUCCCUCAGAGCUAUCUAUCUGAGAGGCUGCCUCUGGGGCUUGAAGUCCUCAGAAAGUCUGCCAAAUGAAACAAUUCUCAACUUUUAGGAUGUGCAUUUUUUUCAGUCAACACCUGGGUGCUUACUACCCAACUUUAAAUAUUACCCCGCUCUUAAAAAUCUCUUCUGUUUAUCUCGCUUUGAUAACCUUGUGCUCACAUCACUUCCUCCCACCUGACAUAAUCACUGUCCUGAAUUUGGCGUUUUGCAUUCCCUGCUUUACUUUUUAGAACUACUUUCAUUACAUGUGCAUGUCUAGCGUAUCUCUAAGUGUAACACAGAAUUGUUUUACCUGUUUUAAAACAAUAUAAAUGGUAUUAUACUGUACAUAUUCUUCUGUGGCUUGCUUAUUUUCUCCACUUGAUUUUGCUGUCAUAUAUUUAAAAAUAAAACUAAAUUUGAAUACCUUUGGUGGGAUAUAUGUUUUCAAUUACCCCCUAUGUCUUAUACCCUUACAUUUCACAUAUUUUAGUUACCUACCUGGCCCCUUACACCAUUUGAGCUUGCAACCUCUGACUUAAGAUGGCAUUCCAUUUAUCCGUUCAAAUAUGAAGUUUUAGAUAACAUAGGAAUUUAUUUGUGUAAUGACAUUUAUGUUAUAUAUGACAAAAGCUGGAUGUAAAAUUGUAAAUAUGAUAUGCUCUAACCUAUAUAAACAAAAUAUAUAGAGAAAAGACUAAGAAUAGUUGUGCCAAAAUGUGAUUUUUGGGUGAUGACAUUUUGUAUAAUA